CCUCCCUCUAAUCUCUCUCUCUCUCUUUUUGGACUUUGACACUUUGCUGCAGCGACAGUCAGGAGAGUUCAAACACCGACAGAUCUCCAGGAUGUUUCAUGUGAGGCCAAACUCUCACUUUGUUGCAUUCACUGUGGUCUUCCUCGCCGUGAUGCACUCAUGCAGAGGUCGGCAUCUGGUGAUUGGUCCGCCUGAACCAGUAGUUGCACUAGUUGGUGAGGACGUCAUUCUGCCGUGCCACCUGAAUCCUGCCAUGAAUGCUUUUGAGAUGACCGUGGAGUGGGCGAGACCUGACCUGAACCCCAGAUUUGUCUUUGUGUGGCGUGACGGUGUGGAACUGAAGAGUAAAAACCAUCAUUUGUACGAAGGAAGAACGUCACUGUUCACUGAUGAACUGAAGAAUGGAAACAUUUCAAUGAUUCUUUCCAAAGUGAGACUGUCUGAUGAGGGAGAGUACAAAUGCUUCGUUCCAGAUGUGGGGGAGUCUAAAGUUCAGCUUGUUGUCGGUGCUGUCUCCUCACCUGCUGUGACCAUAAACAGCAGUGAACUGGUGUUACAGUGUGAGUCUAAAGGCUGGUAUCCAGAGCCUGAGGUGUUCUGGCUGGACGCUGAGGGAAACCUCCUCUCUGCUGGACCUACAGAGACAGUCAGAGGUCCUGAUGACCUCUAUACUGUCAGCAGAAGAUUGACUGUGGAGAAGAGCGACACGUUCACCUGUAGAGUCCAACAGAAGAACAUCAAGCAGACCAGAGAGACACACUUCUAUGUUCCAGAUGGUUUCUUCGUGGUUCCCAGCACUUCUAGUCAGCAUGUUGUUAUUGGCUCAGUUAUCGGCUGUGCUGCUUUGAUGGUUGUUCUUGCUGCUGUCUUUGUUUUGUGGAAACGGAACCAAAGAAAAUCCAAAAACAAGAUGAUGAGCCCAGAGGAUGGAGCUGAACAGACCGAGAAACACAAGACGAUCACAUCUAAAAGUGAAAACACAGAAGUCCAGAUCGAGAUGGAAGAAGAAGGAGAAAGUGUCCCACUAAUGGCAGCAAGAGAAGAAAAGAAUAAUGAAGAUAAUAGAGGAGAGCAGAUCAAAUCUCAAAGUGAACAUAAAGAUGCUGAGUUUGUGAUGGAAAGAGAGACACAGCAAGAUCAGCUCAGGACAAAACCAGAACCAGUUACCUGUAUCCAGGACAUGGACGUCACAGGAGGAGAGAAAACAAUGACACCUAUGAACGAUGAAGAGGUAACUGUGAUUCCAGCACAAGAAACACAAAGACACCAAAACCAGGACAGCUUGUUAGGAAGACAAGUAAAAAAUGAUUGGGACAAGUCCGAAGCAGAAAAGAUGAUUAAACCAGUUAAAGAAGUUUCAGGACUUCCAGUCGUACUGGUUCACACUGAUCAGGAGGUUCAGAAAGAAGAAGAGACACAGCAAGUGCAGCCCAUGGAAGAAAGACAGCCAGAGAAUGAUGUGGCCAAGACAGAGGCAAAAACAAAGAAAGGGAAAGAACAGGAACGAGCUGAACAAAGAGGUUCUGGACGGAAGCAGAAGCAACGGGAGAAAGAAGAGAAAGAAAGAAAGAAGAAGCGUGAGUUAGAGUUCGAGAGAAGAAGAGAGAGAGUAAAAGAUGAGACAGAGGUCAAACCACAACAGAGAGAUGGUGACAGACAUCUUUUAGAAGACAAAACACAGGAGGAGAGUAAGACAGAACAUGAGGAUGAUAAAGGAAACGAUCGGGAAGGAAACCAAAGUGAAUUCAUGAGAAAGACAGAAAGAACAGCAGAGAACCAAAAUGGACAAAUUAAUCAGAACUUGAAGGACACAAAGGAAGAAAGGGAGUUUGAGUCAGAAGGGAAAGAAAAAAUGAACAGCAAUACAGAGAAUAUAGAGCUCAAAACACAGAAAGGAAAUAAUAACCAACAUGUUAUAGACUCUGAAAAACAGGGAGCAGAACUUGAAGAUAAGAAACAAGAAAUGACUGGAAUGACAGAAGGAAAAUUAGUGAACCAAAAGGAACAAAUAGAAGACAAACUGGAGCAAACAGAGGAAAAGAAGGAUGAGAGAAAGACUGAGCCUCCACCAGUCAGUAGAGAAGUUACAGAGAGGCCAAACCUGAAAAUACAUCAAGAAACAGCAGAGAGGAAACACAAAGAGGUCCAAGAAGAGAAUGAACUCCAGGCAGAGAAACAGGAAGAAACCAAAGAGCAGCCAGAAAGAUCCACCGAGGUAGCAAAUGUAGAAUUUAAAGAAAGACGGAGUGACAAAGGAGGAGAUGAUGAUGAAACUCAAAAGACGUCCAAGGAGACAGAAAAACAAGAGCUGCAGCCAACAAAGGAAGAAAUCAGAGAGCAGACACAGAAUCUACAGUUUGUGAACGAACAAAAUCGUGAACGUGAACGAACAGAACAACUCCAUGUAGUUCAGCAACAGGCAGCUAGAAGGAAGAGAGAUCAGAGAAAGAACAGAGAGCCACGGAAGGAAAUAAAGAAAAACUAUCAGAAUAAACCUCAAAUACAGGAUUUGAAUUCACAAGAGGAGGAGGACCCCGAUCUUUAGGGAACAGCUGACAUUAGUAAAGUCAAAGAAGAAGAAGGAGCUCCUGACAGACAGUGAAUGACUGAACUCUGUGCAGUGAAUUUAUCUUUAUUCAACAAAGACUUUUGUAGGAAACAUUCAAGUUUAAUUUGACAUUUCUACUGGAAGUUUUCUGGACUUAUAAUAUUCAUAAACAUCUUUUCAUCAGUUUAUGAUGAACUGCCUCAAAGGA
Molecule: messenger RNA, 2756 nt
Organism: Larimichthys crocea (large yellow croaker)
Lineage: Eukaryota; Metazoa; Chordata; Actinopteri; Sciaenidae
Product: caldesmon-like
Exons: 6
Coding region: 92-2545 (817 amino acids)
Biological process (GO): T cell receptor signaling pathway; regulation of cytokine production
Cellular component (GO): external side of plasma membrane
Molecular function (GO): signaling receptor binding
Source: RefSeq, a predicted model, not a curated record